This is a messenger RNA of Gavia stellata (red-throated loon), 2965 nucleotides long. It is a transcript of the gene NLRC4, whose product is annotated as NLR family CARD domain containing 4. The record is from RefSeq and is a predicted model, not a curated record. Gene Ontology annotation, biological process: detection of bacterium; defense response to bacterium; regulation of apoptotic process. NCBI's taxonomy places the organism in Eukaryota, Metazoa, Chordata, Aves, Gaviiformes, Gaviidae.
GCCCACACUUACCUAAUAUAAGACCAUGGAAUUUAUAGAAAGCAACAUUCAAAGAAUGGGAGUGAUCACUGUCAAGCAAAUAGCAGAUGAUCUUUUGGCCUGCAAUGUCAUGUCUUGUGAGGAAGUGAAUACCAUCACCUGUGAAAAGGUUGAAUAAGAAGCCUCAAGAAUGAUGAUUUACAUGAUUUUGAAUAAAGGUUCAGAAGCCUGCAAUAUUUUGGUUAAAUCGCUUCAGAAACACAACCCUUUUCUCUUUCAUGACCUGCAAGGAUAUUGUACUACCAGGCAAGUGGAACAAGAUAAAUUAAAUUACUUGAUUCAGAAUUUAAAGUAUGUGUAUCUGUCUUAAGCUUUUCAAAAAUACCAUCCUCUGGAUAGUGAUUUUGACACAAUUUUUGAUUUGGGAACUGCCUAUAGUGACAUCUUGCUGUGGCAAAAAGAUACACAUAAUAGCAGGAAAAGGCAGCUGACGUUAAAUGUCCUUCUGGAGGAAUUGAAAAAUCCCUGCACUAUAGAAGGAGAAGCUGGCAAAGGAAAAACAACUCUUCUAAAAAGAAUUGCUGUACUCUGGGUUUCUGAUAAUCGCUCUGCUUUGAAAAAAUUCCAAUUUGUUUUCUUUAUCAGCCUGACUAGCACAAGAGGUGGAAUAUAUGAGACUGUCUGUGAUCAGCUUCUUUUUGAACAAUACCCCAUCUGCAAACAAGAUUUCAUGAAAAUGCUACUAGUACAAAGACAAAUGGUUCUUUUCCUGUUAGAUGGAUAUGAUGAAUUCAAACCCCAAAACUGUCCAGAGAUAGAAGCAAUGAUUAAAGAAAACCACAAAUUUAAGAACGUGGUCAUUAUUGCUACCAGGACUGAGUCUAUCCAUAAAAUCAGACUUGGAUCACUGAUUGCUGAAAUAAGAAAUCUAUCGGAGGAGAGUUGCAAGAAGCUCAUUAAAAAUGCCUUGACAAGUAAGAUGGCUGAUGGUCUGUUAAACCAGCUUAAAGAGGCCCCUUCCAUGAAGAACCUUAUGAAGACUCCACUCUUUGUCAUCAUUGCUUGUGCCAUGCAGAUGGGUGAAAGUAGUUUCCAUCCAAGCACCCAGACUCUACUUUUCUCUACUUUGUAUGAUUUGAUGGUGGAGAAAAACAGGUACAAAACAAAAGAAAUAACAGGAAAUCGUAUUAUACUGAGCAUAAAUCAUUGUGGAGACUUAGCUUUAGAUGGAAUAUUUGAUCAAAGAUUUGAUUUUCAGUCUGAGGAUUUAGCUGACAUAAAAGAAGUCCUGCUACUUCAUUCAGGUCUUCUGAAUAAAUAUACAGCUCAGACUAAAGCCAACAUAACAUUCUUUCAUAAAUCAUUUCAGGACUACACUGCAGGCAGAAAAUUUUGCAAACUACUGACAUCCUGCCAAGAAGCAGGGGUGAAGAAAGGGUAUAGUUAUCUACAGAAAAUUAAUACUACUUCAGAUACUACUAAUACUUAUUUCAAUUUGCUCCUCUACACUUGUGGAUCCUCUCUAGAUGCCACUAGAAUAAUUGUGGACUUACUGAAAAGAAUUGAUCAGCAUAGAGAUAUUUCUCAACAGUUUUCAUUCAAGAAUCUGGCUUUGGAAAGCAAAUACACAAAAAAGUCAGAAAAUAUAAGAGAAAAGGAAGAUUUCAAUAAAACUGACAAGGAUAUCUUUGUGGACUGUGUCAUUAAUUUCUUUAAUGGAAGUUCCUCAAAAUCAGCAUUGAGCAGAAAUUUUGAAGAGGUUUUUUGUGAUAAAAGUAUUUACAUUAGUAGUCAAAAUAUCAUAAUUUAUUUCUCUGAUUUUUUUAGAUACUUACCAAAUUGUGUUAGUGUACUAGAACUGAUUAAUUUAGAUUUUUUUGGAAAUUACUCACCAAGUAAGGAAAUAGACAAUGAGAAUGUGGAAGAUCUUCAAAUCGGUUCACUUAAAAUUUACAUUCCGCAAACUGUCUCCUUAUCCUUCAACUGGAACCAGUGUCUCAGACAGUCUCUACCCAACCUUUUCCAUGGACUCAUUAUUUUAAUGGAGGAUACGCCUAUAAAAUUUCAGAUGAUACUGAGCUUGGAAGGCUUACAAGCCCUGUUGGAAUCUCAGAAUCUUUGUAAUUUGCCAAAACUGAAUAUACUUGAUUUGUCGGAAAAUUACUUAGAAAAGAAAGGAAAAUAUGCUAUCCACAGAUUAGUUGAUGGCUUAAAUGUCCUACCUGGGAUGAAAGUACUGGUGCUUCCCUGGAGAGAUGAUGUAAAGGUUUGCCUAACAAAAUUGUUAGAACUACUGGAAACAAUGCCACAACUGACAAAACCUGGAUUGAGGAAAUGGAGCCUCACUGAUGGGGAGGUAGGAAUACUAGGCAAAUUUUUUGAGAAAGAACACCUGAAGAACCUUCAGCACUUGGACUUGGCAAUGAAUUGUGUGACAAGCGAUGGCUGGCUUUCCUUCAUGCAGCCACUGAUCUCUCUCAGGUAGCUGGUAUCUGUAGAUUUCAGCAGCAAACAAGACUGGGUGCCUGCACCACUGUUAGUCUGCAAAUUAAGUCAGGUACUAACCACACUGAAUUCUUUAAAGGAGAUUAAAGUGACUGGAUGGAAGUUUGAUUGCCAUGACCUUGGACUUAUUAAUGGUGCAAAAGAAGUUGGUUGUUUUCUGAUACCCUUAGUUCCUGGUGUAGACAAGCCAGAAUGCAGUCUCCAGGCCCUCAUAGUCCACAAAUAUCCCAGGAGAGAACCAUGUACGCAAGGCAGCUCCAAACAUAGCAAAAGAAAACAGGAGUCCCUCGGCCACUUCUGUAAAAAGCAGUGGCCAACCAAAGACAGCAGACUCUUUUUUCCAGUCUGCCACUGGAAUGAAGGGACAGGAGCACCAGUUAGAGCUGCUUUUUCUCUUCUCUAGGCAGCGUUGAACCAUGGGUGCUUGUACGUCAUGAACCCAUUAACUAUGUUAUCUCCUCAAAAGCACUUGUACUUGUGA